ACCCAAGAGCAAAAAGCAGUAGCGUAUUGGAUCCCAAUUCCCAACCCAUCUCCAAACUCGUAAUUCCUUAAACCUCAGUGAGCUCAUUUGGCCAUGGCAGCAAAGCAAUCAACUCCCCAAGACCAAAACCAAGUAGACCCAUCUCCCAAAAUGAGCAGCACAAUCCAAAACCCCUGAAACCCACAUCCACUUCUUCUUCAAUCUUCAGAAAAAAGAAAUGCUGAGAAGAAGACUUUGUUCCCUCCUCUCCAGCUCAAUCCUGAUCCCAUCGUUCAAACCCAACCCCACACUCCAACCUCUACGCUUUAUACAAUGCCAAUGCCCCAUAUUGACACCAAAAGUUCCUGUGGCUUUUGAAGGCAUUCGAGCGUACAGCCUUUUGAGUCUGAACGAUUUGAGGGACAAAGUGCCGAGGAAGCAGAAGACGAGGAAGGGAAGAGGGAUUGGGUCAGGGAAAGGCAAGACCGCUGGGAGGGGUCACAAGGGUCAGAGAGCCAGAGGCUCGGGAAAGCUCGGCUUCGAAGGUGGUCAGACCCCACUUCGUCGUCGCUUGCCCAAGCGUGGUUUCAAAAACCCUUUUAGUCUCACUUUCCAGCCAGUAGGCUUGGGAAAAAUUGCCAAACUUAUAAAUGCUGGGAAGAUUGAUUCUUCUGAAUUGAUUACAAUGAAAACACUAAAGGAUACAGGGGCAAUAGGGAAGCAGAUAAAAGAUGGAGUAAGAUUGAUGGGACGUGGUGCUGAACAAAUAAAGUGGCCAAUUCAUCUGGAGAUUUCAAGGGUCACAGUUAGGGCAAAGGAAGCAGUUGAAGCUGCUGGUGGGUCUGUCAGAAGAGUGUAUUACAACAAAUUGGGCUUCCGAGCACUGCUCAAGCCUGAGUGGUUUGAAAAGAAAGGCAGGUUGUUGCCAAAAGCAGCUAGGCCUCCCCCAAAACAAAGGGAUAAAGUUGAUAGCAUUGGCCGAUUGCCAGCCCCAACCAAACCUAUACCAUUUUCAGUUGAAGAAAAGGAGGAAGCCUCCAGUUCAUCUGCUUAAUAAACCAACCACUUGGUUUGUUGCCUCAUUUCAGAAUUGGAACUUUGAUGAUGAGUAAUUAUGUUAGCAGAUUUUGUUUCCUGUAAGAUUCUAGAUGCAGUCAAUUUCAACAUGCUUUGCAUAAGCUAAUUGCUGUGCUUCAAAACAAAAUUUGGAUCCACAAUGAGUCAAAUGCUUUCGAGUGACCUCAACAGAGUGAGGAAAGCUUUACGCUU
Messenger RNA from Quercus robur (English oak), 1248 nucleotides. RefSeq lists its product as uncharacterized. Gene Ontology annotation, biological process: translation. Bases 218 to 1033 code for a protein of 271 amino acids. Gene Ontology annotation, cellular component: mitochondrial large ribosomal subunit. The record is from RefSeq and is a predicted model, not a curated record. The transcript has 4 exons. NCBI's taxonomy places the organism in Eukaryota, Viridiplantae, Streptophyta, Magnoliopsida, Fagales, Fagaceae. Gene Ontology annotation, molecular function: structural constituent of ribosome.